This is a messenger RNA of Diatraea saccharalis (sugarcane borer), 2082 nucleotides long. The record is from the annotation of a GenBank genome assembly. NCBI's taxonomy places the organism in Eukaryota, Metazoa, Arthropoda, Insecta, Lepidoptera, Crambidae.
AUGCAGCCGCUAGCAGACGGCAAACUGCGUUUCGAGCCGGAGCCUUAUAGCCGGAAACUAGAGUUGAAUAAUCCCGGUAAGAUACACUGCAAAGUAGCUGGCGGUGUUUCACCCACUGUGCAAUGGUAUUUGAACGAGGUCGAUCCUCUGCCGGAAGGUGUAAGUUCAACUAACGGCACGUUGGUCGUGGUGGAGGCGGCCCGUCGUCACGCCGGCCAGUACACAUGCAAGGCCGUAGACGGAGAUAACACCAUCACAUCCAAAAUCAACCUCGAUAUUGUUGUGUCACCGCGCGUGGUGGAGCCGUCCCCGGGCGAGCAGCGGCACGCGCGCGUCGGCUCCGACGUGGCGCUCGCCUGCCGCGCCACCGGCGACCCGCUGCCCGCCACCCAGUGGGACCGGAACAGGACCAUGCUCAAGCUGCAGCGUGAGUUAUAUAUAAAUACAGCUACACCACGUACUCAUACGACGACCUCCGUAGCCGAGUGGUCCGCACGCCGGUUGAUGUCCUCAUCUCUGAGGUCUCAAGAUCAAAUUCCGGUCAGAUUAUGUGGAAAAUGAACUUUUCCAUAUUGUCUCGGGUCUGGGUGUUGUGGUAACCCUGUUGUCUCAGAUACUUCAUAACUUUACAACAGAGCUUUAGCUCUCAUCUUUGAAUUAGAGCAAAGUAUGUAAUGUUGUCUAAUGUUUAAAACAAACGCAUGGCUCGUUAGUUACUUGAAAUAUGCAACAACGCAAGUCGAGUUAAUUUUUUCAUAUGUUUAUAUGUAAAAUCCAAAAUGUGUUCGAUAAAAACACAAAAUAAUAAUAAUAAAAAAACUGCAUUUAUAACAAAAGAUAUUCUUUUUUUUUUAUCAAAAACAAGUUCUUAAAAUAAUUAUGUACUUAUGGUAGUUGUUUUUGGUAUGUUAUUAAGAUAUCACUUUAUUAGACAAAAUUCUUCUUUGUAACACUGAUAGGUCGUACAAGUUUUAAGAUGGCGUUGAUGUCGAGGAUGGUGUUAAUGCCUCAACAGCAAGGGUAUUGGUGUUGAAGAACGGGACUUUACUGAUACGUAACGCGACGGAGCAGGACUCUGAUAGAUACGGUUGUAUCGCCGGCAAUGCUGCGGGACUAGCGCGGAAUGAGCUAGUACUUACUGUACAUCCCGAAGAUGAAAUGCCGGCAUCAGAAUCGUCCGGUGUGGGUGGCAAAGCGGUGGUGGUAUCUAUAUCCGUCGCAGGCGCUUACAUGUUACUAGUGCUGGCUCUCAUGCUGUACUGUAGAAGGAGGCGGCUGAACAGAAGACAGAGAGGUAAUUAUACCCUGCCAGCUAUAGACGGCGGCUCAACAGGAGACAGAGGUGAAAAAGAAGAAUUAGAGAUGGCAGAAGGACGUGAGAAGUUAGUGGAAGAAGAAGAUAAGAAAGUCGGCAAUGGAGCUCCUGCGCCUAAUGGGCGCUUGUUGCCGCAUGACAGAGAUAGUGGCGCUGAUAACUCUGAAGUGUCAGCUGUAUCGAGAGCAUCUAAGAAAUCAGGUCAAUAUGACCAUCUAGCCGUCCCGAGGAGCUUAUUGGUAGAUCAAAUAACAUUAGGACGUGGUGAAUUCGGUGAGGUGUCUCUUGCUAAGAUAGACAUGUGCCAAGUGAAGAAGCUACGCAAUAAAGACUAUGCUGAGACAGAACCUAAGAUGAUACAUGUGCUUGUCAAAGCGUUGACUGCUAAAGACGAGGGUGACCUCAAGAGUUUCCUGAUAGCGACCCGCACUGACGAGGAGAACGCCGAGUACAUAGAGCGUGUUGGCGUCCCUCUCGCUCCCGCCCCCGCCCGCAGCGCUGUGUCUCUGUCCCCCUCGCACCGCGCCCUCCUCGCCGCCCGCCUCGCCGCCGCCGCGCUACGCCUCGCCUCACAUCGCCUCACGCACAGGUCACACUCGUUAUAUCUCUGUCUCACGCAUACACAGAAACGUUGUUGGAACAAAUCGCCUACAGACAGACCACAGUUCUCCGAAAUCAACGAUGAGUUAGCGACUAUAUUGAAAUCUGUAACCGCUGACAACCCUACGCAGGAAACCGAAGAAAAGGACGAAGAAAUAGAAGCAUAA